GGAAAUGCUUAGGAAAGGUUGGCUAUUUCCCCUCGAAGUAUUGUACCAAGCUGGGAGCAUCGGAAAAGGUACUACAAGUGACCCAUCCAUUGCAUAUAACGGACAACGAACGGUGCGAGGUGAAGCUGCAAAGGGAUCAAAUUGUGAUACAGGUGGGCGAAGAGAUGGGCGGAAUGAUUGCUGUGCGCUUCGCCGAUAAUCAUCAGGGUGUCAUCCCAGGAAAGUAUCUGCAGGAGGUCUGACUACGGGAAGGGGAAGAACUAGAUCGUGAUCGUGAUAAAAGUAGUAGGAAAAGCGGUAAAACCGGUAGUUCAAACCAUGCCCAAAGUAGCAAAUCAAGUAAGAAAUCUAGUAAACCUUCGUCCAAAAGUCAAGGCUAUGACUUGCAUGGACAGGAUGAAGCACGUAGCCAUCACUAUCAUAAGGAAGGGAAAAAUAACAUGCAGAAAUCCUGCGAUAGAAACUGGGAAAAGUGGGAGAAGUUCCGGGAAAAGAAAAUGGAGAUGAUGAAGGUUCAUAAGUAUAAUGUAGAACAGCGGCUGAGGCACGAGAACCAGGAUCGAGUGUUCUAUAGACACCAUUUCAAUUACCAUCCGGUAAAAAGACCUAAACGAAAGACAUCCUUAGAUCCCAAUUGGUACACUGAAAACAUUUAUUCUAAUCAAUCGAUUGAUAACUCUGAUGGUGAACCUGCGUUAGCGAUAGUGAACAGUUACCAGCCUAGGAAACCGCACGCCUAUAGAGACAUAAAUGGUAAUCUGGAGGAUGAGUUAGACGAAAUCUUCACCGUAGGCACACAGUUUGAACGAGCCAGUAAUUAUCCAAAAUCGAAUAGUUGCUGCUUUGGAGCCAGUAGUAGCAUUAUGGCCAAUAAUGUUAGACAUAGAAUCCCCAAGUCGCACUCCUUCAGCACGUCCAGAAGCAUGGGAGCUGGGUACAACAUGAGCAAAGCCUACAAUCGUAACACUUUUGAAAUGGCUGAAUUCCCAGGGCAUGCCCUCUCAGAUUCUGGUCGGUUGAAUUACUACAAUGGGAUAAAACCAACAGGUAUGCGUAUUUGUGAUCGUGAAGGUUGCUUCAACGAAACGUGCUUUAGUAAGGAUACUAAGAAUAUUCAUAAUAACAAUAACAAUCUAAUGAACGAAUGGAAUCAACGUAAUCGUAACAAUAUGAGAAGACGCAUGACAACUACGAGGUCGCAACGAGUGAUGGAGGAAGAUUUUGACUUGUUUGAGGAUGAAGAGGAAGCUGAACUGAAUAUGUAUAACGAUGAUAAUUCUCUUGUGUUUGAAGACUUCGAUGACCACGAUUACUAUGGAGCUGGGCAUACGGGUGGAGAUUUUGACGAAUUUUAUCGCCAUGAACGCUCGAAGCAGGUACUGCGAGGGAAGUUUGAUCGCAUAAGUAAAUAUACCGACGACUUCACCGAUGACUACCACAAAUCAUUCGAAGAUAUUUUCAACCGUAAUUGCUACAUUGAUCAACAGUACCAGGUGAAGGGCAAUAAUUUUUUCUCAAAACCUCAUAUUGCUAAGAAUAAGAGCAUGCUAGAAGUUAAACCACCGAACAAAUAUGACGACACGUCUUCGGAUUCUACCGAUCUGGAGUUGGAUGACUUCAAUUUCGAUUUUGAGAAGUACUGGGAAGAAUUAGAAAAGCCAUCGCCCACAUCACCAAGCGAGUUGACGGAAAAGUAUCCCCCGGGUGCCAUGAAAAAGGUGAAAAACGUUAACAUUAAUCGAUAUAAUAAUGGGACUGUGAUAGACAUCUAUCAUGAUGACGAUCCGUAUCAUUCCGAUCACUACCACUAUCGAGAAGGUACUGAAAAGAAUAACAACAACGUCGUUGAUACCUUUUCGCCACCAUCGGUAACGAAAUUUCGUAGAAAAGUUUAUCCUGAGCGAAACAACAUGGAGAAUGACAAGAAUAAGCAUUCAAGUAGCAAAAGGAACAAUAUCAACAACAAUAGUAAUGCCAUUAGCUUCCUCAACAACAUCUUCUCCAUUUACAAACCAAGCAAAUAUUCUCCUCUGAACUGUCAUGUCGAGCAAAAUUACUUGAAAAACAUUCCAGCCAAGAAAAUGAAUAUUACUAGUGCAGCAAGGCCACUCGGCGCUCCACGCAGCGAUUCGGAAAACUCAGCCAAACGGCCCCUAACAGUUCAUCCAUCCAAGCAGUACCCACAGCGCUCCUAUCAAGGACAACGCAGCCAGAAGGAUCCACAGGCCAAGUUUCAAAUUAUACCAGAUAAAACGGGGCUGAAGAUAUCUCCCCUCUACGCGUCCAGUAUCGAUUACCGGAAAGCGAGAUAUAAACUCAAAAGUACUUCUCGCCCGUUAUCCUUCUGGUGAUAGUUGCUCGACUGUUCGUAUUAUUCGGAUGGCCGACUGGAUGGACUACCCGUGGUCAAAAAGACACGCAGAACCAAGUAUCUGAAGUACUGAACAUUUCAUCAAUCAGAGUGUAUAAAUCAAUCCAUUGAUAUAAUCUACAAUUCGAUUAAAAUCUGUUGCAUAUUUACAUAUACACUUACACACGAACACAUUCUCAAAAAAGAAAAAAAAAAAACGAUCAAAUGUUGUACAAAAAUUACAUCAAAAUUCCAACUUUUUACACGCUUUUAUCUUUAAUAGUCAAGAACCUCGAACCACCAACCAAAGUGAGCAUCCUUAAUUGUAAAUAUCCAUUACCUAAACGUUCAAAUGUAACACUUUUAAAUCUUUUUAUACGAUCAAACCUAACUGAAACCACCAUCAACUCACCUAACUUUUAUGUAUAGACCAGUUUACUAAAUUUCUACGACGAUAUAUAGAUGUUCUAGAGCGGCAGCCGACUCACCAAUCGAUCCAUAUCCCAGGUCCCACGAUCGGAAUAGGUUAGUACACUUGGAAAUCCUAGCUUUUGUUUGCAACAACAAACAUUGACUCGAAUCUGGUGCACGCAAACAAUAAUCAAAUCCGAACGGGGGGUGUUCCGUGAAUCGAUACAUAGAGAUUAUAGAAAUAUGAAUAUGAAAACGACUCUUAUAGCUAAUUUCGGAAACAUUUAACUUAACUUGAACGUGAGAUUCAAAUGUGUCUAAACAGAUAAUCAAGCAUUUAACCAUAAUCAGUCUGACUUCAUGGAUGAUAGUCUUGUUCAAAUUUGCAACAAUUAGUUAAUCAACUGUGAAAAUUUCAAAAAAGUGUUAUGCACUGAACCAUUUUGUCUAAUUUGUAAAUCUUUUUCAACAGUGAUUAUGCUACGUUGAAACUGUUUUUGAUCUUUAAUUCACAAAUACAGCACUUCAUUAACUACCAGUCAAUCAUGGCAGAAAAAACCGUCAUGCAUCGAUUCACGUAGCCCCCGCUGUCACACUAAUUUCUUGCUCUAUUCGUUACACCCGGUAUAAACGCAACUUCCACACAAACUCUACGUUCCGUUUCAUGGUACGCGAAAUAGGUUUUGUACUCUGAACUCGAUGGAAGAUCAACACGGAAAGAACCAUGUUGGCGUUGAAUGUCUGAAUAAUGCGAACGCGAUCCGUUCGUCACUUCAACCCAUCGAUGGUUGUGUGCUAUUUUAAACCACAACGCCAAAGCAAACAAAAAAAAUAAAAAAAUAAAAACUCGUCCUAAUUGAGUUCUUCCGGAACCGACGCAAAUCAGUACAUUGUGACGUAAAAUAACGUACAACCAUAGAAGGGUAUAUUUUGCACCAUUGCUGAAGGAAUUGAUUUAGAACAGAAGAACACAAUGUUUUCUCCACGUUUUCAAAUCGCUACCAACCCGUAACUUUGACUGAGAAAAAUGAAACUGUUUUUGAAUAUUUCUAAAUGAUCGCUUUAAAAUUCGCACAACUUACCAGCCUUGGUAGGCGAAUGAUCAAGUGGAGAAAACAUUGAAUUCUACGUUAGAACCAAAAAUAAAACGUCACAAUUUACGUAAAACGAGUAGAAGGCAUUUGUUUCUAUACUUUUCUUGCAAUUUGAUUAUGUUGUAAUAGCGUUCACGUCAAUGCUUUGCAGGUUUUCAGUGCAACCAGAUAGUUUGCAGAAUCAGAUGCAGAUAUUGAAGUACAGAUUUAAUGAAUACGUUGCUUCUGUCAAACGAAAAUACACACAGAAGAGUGUCAACUGAUCUGCUUUGCUAUGAUAUUGUUUUCUGCUUAUUAUCAGAAAACAAUGAAAGUCUUUCAAACAAAUCUUCCUUCAAAUAUGGGACAAAACAGAUGUCACCUAAAAUAGUUUCGCACAUGCAUAAAUAAUAAUAGUAGGAAAGGUUGUAGUGCUCAAUAUGGUCGUUAACUCAAUAAGACCUGUUUUAUGUUAAUCCUUAGCACUGAUGCCGUACCAAUAUUUUAUUCGAAUUUAAUAGGAAUUUACACACAAUUUCUAGCAAUUUCCUUUGAUGACAAAGUGUCUCUUCUGCUACAUUUGAGUUGCUGUCUAUCAAAGAUGUGUAACUUCGCUGUCACCGUUCAAUAAAUCUUAAAGUGCACCUUCCAUUUGGCUGUCACCGUUGCGUUUACCUUCCCGGCCAGUUACAUACAAUCUCCACAUAUGGCUCUGAUCCAUGCUCUCUUGCACUUCGGUGAUCACACUCUUUUCGUGCUGCUUUUGAAACACGGUUUCAGUAUUUUUGUGUAUAAGUGGAACAGCCUUGCCGCUGUGUCAAAUGUGCACGUUUACUAGUUGGGCUCCAACGCUGGCAUAGUAGCAAAAUCAACAAUUAUUUUCGCACUUAAUGAUUCCUGAUAAUGCAUAUCAACAUAACAUCAUCCGUCAAUCAGUUUUCGACAAACCCUUUUCAUGUGAAUCAGAAAUCAUCAAAGACAUCGUUGUCCAACCUUACUUUCACACUGACUUGAAAAAGCAAACAGGAUGUAAUCAUCAGAAUUUAUUGAAUGUUUAAAGUUCCUAAAUCCAUUAUUGAGCACUGCAACCGAAGAAAAUCACGUACACGAAUCAAGUUUUCAGUAGCUGUAGAAUGAGUUGUUGGUGUCUAGAAAUCUGUAGCAUUCAUCUAUAGCACUAUUAUGAGCAAAAUUCAAGCAUGUUUAGUCACAGACAGAGCUUAAUCUUUCUAGAACCCUAGUUCAAAAGAUAAUAAAAACAGAAAUAGAAUGCUCAACCCGAAACAUAUACAUAGAAUCAAUAAUGAAAUUCUCCUCAGGCGCUUGAAUCGCAAAUCAUGUUGACGGGAUUAAGUUUAUGGUAUGAUUGAUAGAAAAUUCGUUUAGCUAUUUCACCCCACAGAAAUAAAUAUUCCGUAUCCCAGUCACAAAAGCAACACUAACUAACUUCUGAACACGAAAAAGUUCUCACGAUUUAGUAUUACCCACGAAUGGGUCAUAGCUAAGGUAUAGUAUAACUAUUAGGCGGAAAGGUAAAACAUGUUAGCAUAAUGAUUACAAUUCAACAAAGAUUUUAUAGAGAAAAUUAUUCAUAUGAAACAAAGAAAAUGCCCGGAUCUUAUGAAUAUUGUAAUAAGAAUAAUUUCCCAAUCAUUUGAAAGAGAAUUAAACACUCAAAUUGAAUCAGUAUUUUUGCAUUCAACGCGUAUUUCACUCAAGUUAAUAAGCGAAGAUUUGAAACAUUAAAUAAGUCUUGGUUUCUGUCUUUCUCUAUUACGGACAUUUCAGUUGCCUCUUUUUGGCUAUUCUAAGUCAAUGUAAAAAUAAAAGUUUGAAACUUUGAGCGUUUGUGUGCACAGUACAUGUCAGAUGGACAAGUCGAAUUUUGAAUUGCGAAACAAGCCCCACAUACCCAAAUAACACACUAGUUAUAGAAGAGUCACAGCAGCGCAUGUUUUUGUUGCUCAGAAAUUUUUGGGACUUGCUUCU
Messenger RNA from Aedes albopictus (Asian tiger mosquito), 5823 nucleotides. RefSeq names its product probable cyclin-dependent serine/threonine-protein kinase DDB_G0292550. Lineage: Eukaryota; Metazoa; Arthropoda; Insecta; Diptera; Culicidae. The record is from RefSeq and is a predicted model, not a curated record.